CGGCCUCCCGGACUCGCUCGCGGGCGCGAGGGAGAGAGCCGGGCGGGUGAGAGCGGCGUGCGGGGCCACGCUUCCGGGGGGCUCUCUCGGGCUCUUCUUUCUAAUGCUGUUUGUUUUAGUGUUUGAAGUGAUCCACUUAUCUUUCAAUGCCAGUGAGAACCUCUUGAAGUUAAGUCCUCAGUCCUCCUGCAUAUUUUAAAGAUAUUACUUAAGUGUUUAUGGUUAAAAUUACAAGAUUGGAACUUCUUUAAAAAAAAUUAAAAGACAAGGUUAAUAAUAAAAAUUGAAAGUUUUUAUAUUUUGUUGAAUAUUGGAAAUUGAAUGUAAUGGCAGCAGAAUUUAUAAAGAGUUGCUGUAGAGGAUGUUUCUAUGGUGAAACAGAAAAACAUGAGUUAUCUAUGGAAAGAGAUUUUAAAGUCACAAUAUCAAAUACCCAAAAUACUACUGUUUCUGUACCUCCAUUGACUCCUGUUCCUGUAAAGUCUCAGAUUGGCUGUAGUGAGGAUUAUUUGCUUUCCAAAUUGCCAUGUGAUGGAAAAGAUGUGCCAUUUGUGGUGCCCAAGUUUAGGUUAUCGUAUAUUCAGCCCAAGACACAAGGAACACCCUCCCAUAUGGAAGAACUUGAAGGAUCUGCUCGGGCGUCUUUUGGAGAUCGAAAAGCAGAACUUUCCAGUCUAUCCCAACAUGGGCCCAGCUAUGAUAUAUAUAAUCCAUUCUACAUGUAUCAGCACUUUUCACCUGAUUUGAGUCGGAAACGUUUUCCUCACUCAGAAGCAACAAGACUAUAUGGAUCAGUUUGUGAUUUAAGGACCAGUAAACUACCUGGCUCCCCUGGGCUAAGCAAAUCUAUGUUUGAUCUUACAAGUUCAUCUCAGCGAUUCAUACAGAGACAUGAUUCAUGGUCCAGUGUACCCAGUAGUUCUUCUUCAAGAAAAAAUUCUCAGGGGAGUAACAGAAGCCUAGAUACAAUUACUCUAUCAGGAGAUGAAAGAGAUUUUGGAAGAUUGAAUGUGAAAUUGUUUUAUAAUUCUUCAGUAGAGCAGAUCUGGAUCACAGUUUUACAGUGCAGAGAUUUAAGUUGGCCCUCUAGUUGUGGAGAUACUCCUACUAUAUCUAUAAAAGGAAUACUAACAUUACCCAAACCAGUGCAUUUCAAAUCUUCAGCCAAAGAAGGUUCCAGUGCUAUUGAAUUUAUGGAAACUUUUGUAUUUGCUAUUAAACUACAACAUCUACAAACUGUGAGGCUUGUAUUUAAGAUUCAAACUCAGACUCCCAAGAAGAAAACUAUUGGAGAAUGCUCUUUAUCACUCAGAACACUUAGCACACAGGAAAUGGAUUACUCUUUGGAUAUAAUACCACCUUCAAAAUUUUCUGUUUGUCAUGCAGAACUUGAGUUGGCAACUUGUUUUCAAGCAGUAAAUAGCAGGAUCCAGCUGCAAAUCCUUGAGGCACAAUGUCUUCCAAGCUCAACACCUCUGACUUUGAGUUUUUUUGUGAAGGUGGGAAUGUUUAGCUCAGGAGAACUGAUUUAUAAGAAGAAGACGCGCUCACUGAAGGCCUCCAAUGGAAGAGUAAAGUGGGGAGAGACUAUGAUUUUUCCACUUAUACAGAAUGAAAAAGACAUUGUUUUUCUCUUUAAACUUUAUAGUCGAAGCUCUGUCAGAAGAAAACACUUUGUGGGCCAGGUUUGGAUAAGUGAAGAUAGUAACAGCAUUGAAGCAGUGAACCAGUGGAAAGAGACAAUUACAAAUCCAGAAAAGGUUGUUACCAAGUGGCACAAAUUAAACCCAUCUUGACUUUGCGCAUCAGUUUGCUGAAGAAACAGCUUGAUGUUCUGUUAGAAAAUAUACCAUUUGCUAAAAAUAGAAUGAAUUUUAUCAGAUAUCCAAAGUGAAGGGAAUCCUUUAAAAUAGUGCUGAACCAUAAUAAAAUAAAAGCAUAGUA
Molecule: messenger RNA, 1944 nt
Organism: Octodon degus (degu)
Lineage: Eukaryota; Metazoa; Chordata; Mammalia; Rodentia; Octodontidae
Gene: Tc2n
Product: tandem C2 domains, nuclear
Exons: 13
Coding region: 327-1796 (489 amino acids)
Cellular component (GO): nucleus
Source: RefSeq, a predicted model, not a curated record